CAUUUUUAUAAAUCCCCAUUUCCAAACACCCCAAAAACCAAAACCCAUCUCUUUUAAAUUCCCAGAAUCCCAUUUCCUCAACCCAAAACCAAACUCUGGCUCCUCUGCGUCCUCCUCACCACAUGAGUGAAGGAAGAGGACCAUCACCACCGUCGUCUUCGUCAGCAGCAGCAGCCUCAGAUUCAAGUGAUGGAGAGCCAGGAUUUUUCGCCACCCCACGUGGAUGCAUCUCGGCCGUCCUUGGGCUUCCCUCUUGGCACAGCACUCCUCUUGAUCAUCAUCUUCAGCCUCAGCGGAAUCUUCUCCUGCUGCUACCACUGGGACAAGCUCAGAUCACUCCGUAGAUCUUUCACCCAAGACGCAGACCCCGAGGCCGAUGCUGAGCCACAAUCACCCUCCAAAUCUAAGCCUCCUCACAUGGAUUUAAAGCAGAAGCAGAGGCAGAGCUUGCCUGUGAUAAUGCCUGGGGAUCAAAUUCCAAAGUUUAUGGCAUUGCCAUGCCCCCGAGAGCCUCCAAGAGAAGAGAAGAUUGUUGUGAAGGUGCAAAAGCAGCCAAAGCCACCUCGCUUUCCUGUGCCUUUGUAUUAGUAAUUUAAUGACCAUUUUCGUGUGUACAUAAUAAAUAUAUAAUUUACCAUUCAAUUAAAUUUUAGUUCACUUAUUUAUGAGACAGAGCUAGAAAUUUAGAGCAGGCUAUAUGAUCACCACUCUUAGUCUAGGACCAUGUUUUGGUGAAAGUGAUUAAUUUGAGUGGUUUUGUUACUUUUUCUGGGGACUUUGUAGGUGAACAUUUUCUAGAAGGAUUAGGAAUAUAAUUACAUUUUUAAAAGUAAAUGUUGUUUGCCUUUUUUCAUAA
Prunus persica (peach) is the source of this 856-nucleotide messenger RNA. RefSeq lists its product as uncharacterized. NCBI's taxonomy places the organism in Eukaryota, Viridiplantae, Streptophyta, Magnoliopsida, Rosales, Rosaceae. Bases 190 to 588 code for a protein of 132 amino acids. The transcript has 2 exons. The record is from RefSeq and is a predicted model, not a curated record.